AUGGACCGUGACGAUAGUGAGAGCACAACUUCUCUGGAAGAGGAAAAUACGGAGAAUUUCUGUGAUAAUCCAACGAGAGACACCCUCGCGGAGGGCUUGAUGGGCCUAUUCAAGCCUGCCAUUGAUCAAUUGGACGAAAGAGUGAGAGCAACCAGAGUGUCGCAGUUGGAGCUCAAAGAGCAGCUUGACAAAUUGCACGACGAGCUGCGGAAGAUCCAGGAGUCACAGAAGACGCCACCAGAACUGGAUGGUUACGUGAAGAAGUUGAUCAACGUGAAGCACAAAGUUACUGUUGUCACGAACGUUCUUCAGGGCGCGCAGGAUCGCCUGAACAGACUUCAUCAGCAGGUGGAUCGUGAGAAGCUGCGGAGGAAGACACUGCUGGACUCUGAAUUGGCCACGUCAGCUCCUCAUUUGGGCACUUCAGACUCUGUCACAUCACCCAAUUAAUCUGCCUUCAGCUUCCGUCAACAUGGAAACUCCUUUCCUCACGCACUUAACACAGGAAGAUUAUAAGUUUGUUUACGAAGCCGCUGAGGAUAGUUUUCUCCUUCUGGACGCUCUCGAAGAGGAUCUUCCGCAGAUUAGAGACCAGAAACCUUUGCUCUGUGUCGAGAUUGGCUCAGGA
Phlebotomus argentipes is the source of this 628-nucleotide messenger RNA. RefSeq names its product SNAPIN protein homolog (gene Snapin). The transcript has 3 exons. Gene Ontology annotation, molecular function: SNARE binding. Gene Ontology annotation, cellular component: synaptic vesicle; BORC complex; BLOC-1 complex. The record is from RefSeq and is a predicted model, not a curated record. Gene Ontology annotation, biological process: regulation of synaptic vesicle exocytosis; endosome to lysosome transport; lysosome localization. The coding region runs from base 1 to 450 and encodes 149 amino acids. Lineage: Eukaryota; Metazoa; Arthropoda; Insecta; Diptera; Psychodidae.